AUGACGGUCAGCUAUAAUCUCUCUGUGUCAACGUCUCGACCAUGGACGUUCAUGCGAUUGUUUUUUCGAUGGAAAGGGUCUGUUUGGAGGGCUGUCUACCUGCAGUACAUCACAUGGCUUGUGCUGUUCGGAGUAUUUUCUUUAGUAUACAGGUUUAUACUUAAUGGUAAUCAGCGAAAAAUUUUUGAAGCUCUAGUCGAUUUUACAAACUCACGAAUGGACUAUAUUCCACUUGAUUGGAUGUUAGGUUUUUUCAUCGCAGCCGUUCUCACUCGUUUCUGGUAUUUGUAUAACAUCAUAGGAUUCAUGGAUAAUAUUGCUUUGAUGACAGCUUUAUAUGUCCGCGGUGUGUCAGAGAGAGCAAGACAGUACCGAAGAAACAUUGUUCGUUAUUGCCAAUUAACACAGGUCCUUAUAUUUAGAGAUCUUUCUAUGCCUUGUCGUAAACGGUUUCCAACUUUAGAUACUGUAGCAGCUGCUGGUUUCAUGAUGCCACACGAAAAGGAAAACUUUGACGACAUUCAGUACGGUUAUUCGAAAUACUUCUUACCGUUCAACUGGGCUUGGGCACUCAUCUAUAGGGCACGCUUAGACGGCUUCAUUGAGAGCGAUUAUUACGUAACUAUACUCUCUGAGGAAGUCCGAAAGUUUAGAACUGACUUAGCUUGGCUUUGUAAUUAUGAUUGGGUGCCUUUGCCUAUGAUAUACCCCACCAUUGUCUGUUUCGCCGUUCACGCAUACUUCCUUGUUUGUGUUAUUGCUCGUCAGUAUGUGGAUCGCUCAAAGUAUGAGAACGACGGAAUAGACAUGAUUUUCCCUUUUAUGACAAGUAUCCAGUUUGUAUUAUAUAUGGGUUGGCUGAAAAUAGGUGAAGCUCUACUAAACCCUUGGGGCGAAGAUGAUGAUGACUUCGAGACUAAUAUGCUUAUUGACCGAAACUUCGCUAUGGGUUUGAAAAUUGUUGAUGAAGGUUAUGGCAAGACACCUGAGAUGCAAAAAGACUCUUUCUGGGAUGACGAUUGGGUUCCUCUGUAUUCUGAGGAAUCUGCCCAUGAGCGUAGAUAUAGUAGACGUGAAGGAUCUUUAGCUCAUAUCAAAUUGGCUUCAUCUGUUUCCCAAGUACGAAUGAUACCUCUGUCUCCAUCAUCUGCUCAACUGUCUCAGCUGCGAAAAACAUCUGUACGAGAGAAAAUUGUGCCAGUCAAACCGGAAGAAACAGAGAAUAAGACUGGUAUUGGACGUUUGCUGUCGAGAUCAGCGUCAAUAAUAUCUUUCCAUGGAACACCGAAAAGGGACAAUUCUGCUCCUCGUAAUCUCGAUAGAUUCUCGUCAACCAAGAGAUUAAGAGAUGAUCAUGGUAAUAACACGAGAGAAGAGCAUCCUAUGACUCCUCUGAAUGAUGCCGAUAUCCGUAUAGCAAUGGAAGCGUUAGAAAACGAUAGCAAUAUGAGUACAAAAUCCAGUCAACCCGAAGAAAAACAAAAGGAAGAUUGA
This is a messenger RNA of Auanema sp. JU1783, 1494 nucleotides long. NCBI's taxonomy places the organism in Eukaryota, Metazoa, Nematoda, Chromadorea, Rhabditida, Rhabditidae. The record is from the annotation of a GenBank genome assembly.